Molecule: messenger RNA, 2742 nt
Organism: Marasmius oreades (fairy-ring Marasmius)
Lineage: Eukaryota; Fungi; Basidiomycota; Agaricomycetes; Agaricales; Marasmiaceae
Exons: 9
Coding region: 1-2742 (913 amino acids)
Source: RefSeq, a predicted model, not a curated record
AUGGUUUGUAAAAGCCGUAGCGGAUUGACAAGGCAUUCCCUUGCUAAGCACCGACCCAUCACACCACCACCCAGAGCAAGCAACGAUGAUCCAGACUUUACUUACCAACGCCAUCCCUUACUCUCUGGCAGGCCUUGUGAUCAACAAGGAAACUUUCUUCCAGGAAAUGCACCCCCACAACCACCGCCCCUACCACAUCCUGACAAUCCCGAGGCUUGGGCUCCAUUCGAGGACCGGCUUACUUUUGAUUUUGCUCACUAUCACUUUGUGCAGGCCCAAAGCUCUGCCACCGAAAUCAAUAAAGCACUGGACAUGUGGGCAGCAGCGGUAUGGAAGUAUGGCGGGGAUAUUCCGUGGUCCACAGCAAGGGAUAUGUACUCAUGUAUCGACAAGAUACGUGAGAAUGCUGUACCAUGGAAAACCUACCAUCUGAAGUAUACUGGCCCACGUCCUCCUAGUCCUCCAUGGUGGAUGACCGAAACUUACGAACUCCAUUUUCGAGAUUCCCGCCAAUUACUCAAGGAGCAACUUGCCAAUUCACAUUUCGAAGGCAAGAUGAAUUUCUCAGCGUAUCGCCAAUUCAACAAGGACGGAAAGCGGGUUUAUUCUAAUGUGAUGUCAGGCGACUGGGCGUGGAUGCAAUCAGACAAGAUUUCAAAGGAUCCAUCAACUCACGGAUCCAUGUUCGUCGCAUUGGUAGCGGGAAGUGACAAGACAACCGUGUCGGUCGCUACUGGCCACCAAGAGUAUCAUCCUUGGUACAUGUCUCCAUCUAACAUCACCAAUGCUGCACGACGAGCCCAUGGACCAGGUGUUCUACCAGGUGGAUUCAUUCCUAUUCCAAAAACAUCUAAGAAGCAUAGGAAAACAAUUGAAUAUCAACGCUUUUCUCGCCAGCUCUACCAUGCAUGCUUAACCCUGAUGUACGAGCCUUUACGGUCAGGUAUGGAGCGGCCAGAGGUACUUCUCUGUGCUGAUGGCCACUACCGCAAGGCAGUAUAUGGAAUUGGCCCAUAUAUUGCUGACUAUCCCGAACAAGUUUGGCUUUCUGGUAUCGUUUCAGGGUGGUGCCCAAAAGGUAGAUGUGAUGCCCAGCCCGACAACCUCGACAAUACAACCCAUGUCCAUCUUCGAAGCCGGAGCAUUAGAGAAUUCAUGGUCACUGUAUUUGACCCAGGGAUCCUUUGGGAUGACUAUGGUGUUCGUGUCGAUGUUGUACCCUUCACUCAUCAUUUUCCCCGAGCAGACAUCCAUGAAAUCAUGGCUCCCGACCUUCUCCAUCAACUGAUCAAAGGAACAUUCAAAGACCACCUCGUGACAUGGAUCAAUGAAUACAUCAUGGCCACAUAUCCAACCCCCAAAGCACUUGCCAUCAUACAAGACAUAGAUCGACGUAUAUCAGCCGUGCCGGCUUUCCCAGGUCUUAGACGAUUCCCUGACGGACGUGACUUCAAUCAGUGGACAGGCGAUGAUUCAAAAGCUUUGAUGAAGGUGUAUAUUGCAGCUAUCGUAGGCUAUGUCCCGUCUGACAUGGUAAAGGCACUGUCUGCCUUCAUGGAGUGUUGUUAUAUUGCACGAAAAAACUUGCUCACCACUGACGACCUGGCAACAUUCGAACUCCAUCGAUCCCGCUUCCACAUGUACCGUCAAAUCUUUGUCACAACUGGUGUUCGUGAUGACACGUCACUCCCCCGUCAACACUCGCUUCAACAUUACCCUCGUAGCAUCCGUUUGUUUGGCUCGCCAAAUGGGCUUUGUUCGUCCAUCACGGAGUCGAAGCACAUCAAGGCUGUGAAAGAGCCAUGGCGCCGUUCCAACCGGUUCAACGCACUGCGCCAGAUGCUGCAGAUUAUAAGUCGUGGGGAGAAACUCCAAGGGCUAUGGGCAAAACUGAAGAAGAGAGGGUGGAUGAUAGGGAGCACAUUGUUUUUCACUCAGAUGGUGCAGGAGGAGGAUUUCUUGGAUGCAAUGACAGUUGCUAUGGAGGAGGUUGAGGAAAUGACUGACGAAAACAUUGACCUUGGUCCUGUCUCUGGUUCGAAAGCAACGUCAUCAAUCAAACUGGCAGCAACUCGAGCACGCAGCUACCCUCGUCGUCUUCAAAAGCUCGCUCAACAUGUCCAGCAGCCACUUCUCCCCGAACUUGUACAACGAUUCCUUUACGACCAACUCAACCCCCAAUCCGAGGUUCCCCUACACAGGAUCCCUGUUGAACAGCUUCCAGUUCUUUCUGGAAAAUUUUCGGUCUAUCAUUCUGCUGUCGCUCGGUUCUAUGCCCCGAGCGAUCUUUGUGGUGCAGGUGGCAUGUAUUCAGAGCGCAUAUGGUCGACCCCACAAUGGCGAUGUGAUGGAGCACGCCGUGAUACGGCUCUCGUUGUUCUGGACGACGAUAAACCUGGGCUACAAGGAAUGUGGGUUGCCCGAGUGCUCCUACUUUUCUCGUUCUACUUCCGUGAGGAACAUUAUCCAUGUGCCCUUGUAAACUGGUUCGAACCAUACGGAGAUGAGCCAGAUGACGAAACUGGCAUGUGGAGGGUGGUCCCCGAGAAGGACGAACGUGGGCGGCGUACCAUUGAGGUCAUCCACCUCGACGCUAUAGCACGCGGCGUACAUUUACUCCCUUCUUAUGGAGCUUCACCCCUACCGGAAAACAUUCAUUACUCUUCCUCGUUAGAUGCAUUCCAGUCCUUUUUUGUAAACAAAUUUGCGGAUCAUCAUUUGUUUGAGUUUAUAUCAGUGUAA